UGAUAAAUAAAUCGUAAAACACCUUAAUGUUAUAAAAUGAGAUCGAUUUGAUUUUUUUUUUGUAUCAUAGUAGAUAAAUAAUUUUAAUAAUGCGUGUAUUAUAUUUCUGUAUAAGUUUAUUAAUCAGCAUAUCGUCAUUAGUUUGUGGGAACGAACUUGAUUAUGACGGCUGGCUGCAUUUAAAAUUAUUGCACGCGUUUAACAACGAGCCAAAUCCCAUUUUUAUAGAACGAGGUAAUAUCACGGUAUCCAGUGUCCGUAGUGGUGCCCCGGUUGUUGGACAAAAAGGAUUGUUACAGCCUGAUAUAAGUGAAUUACAGAACCUUGCCAGACACAAUGGCAAAUACAGACUUAUGGCAGUAGCCCGUACCUCUUCGAGUAGUGAAAUAACAUUUCUAACUUCUGUACCUGCGUGCUAUCUUCUUGGUUCUGAUCUUGAAGAUGUUAUUACAAUUUGGCUAGAUAGUGCAGCCGAACCAAUAGCUAUUAGUAUAUCAUCACCUGGUCCUUGUAUCAUGGACAGACCCUUUACAAACAUGUGGACAACCAAUGUUAUUGUUAAAUACCCUGAUGGUGGACCAAUUCCAGAUACUGCCACAUAUAUCCAGAAGCUUGAACGUGAGAGAGAAGCAAGAGAAAGAGGAGAAGCCAAAGACAAUAGAUCUAUCUUUGCAAAAUAUUGGAUGUACAUUGUUCCUGCAUUGAUCUUUGUUGUUCUAUCAUCUGCAACAAAUCCAGAAGCUGGUGGAGCAGCAGGUGGUAAUACCCAAAGACAGUAA
Habropoda laboriosa is the source of this 779-nucleotide messenger RNA. It is a transcript of the gene EMC10, whose product is annotated as ER membrane protein complex subunit 10. The record is from RefSeq and is a predicted model, not a curated record. The transcript has 4 exons. NCBI's taxonomy places the organism in Eukaryota, Metazoa, Arthropoda, Insecta, Hymenoptera, Apidae. Gene Ontology annotation, cellular component: EMC complex. Bases 90 to 779 code for a protein of 229 amino acids.